CUGAUAAUAGUAACGGACCGUACGAUGGCGCAGGCUGCGGGAGUGCGGCGUCAGCUCGAUUCUCUCACGCGUAAUAUAUUCUUGCGCGAUGUGGGAAGGACGGUGCCUGAGAAAUCUGGGGCUCCCCUUACUGGGGACUCGGAGGUCGCCCCCAGUGUCUCCUUGCAGAUAUUCCUUUACUUCAACGCUUUCUAUUUUCCAUUCUGGUGGGUUUGCUACGUUAUAAUGCUCCAGCUGAAGUACGUGCUGCUCCCUGAUUACUAUAAGUUCAUACUCGUCGUUCUCCUUAUCCUAAUGUCGGUGAUUGAAGUGAUUCGGCUGUACUUGGGCUACAGUGGCAACCUGCAAGAAAAGGUUCCAGAACUUGCCGGCUUCUGCCUGCUCAGCAUCUUAUUGCAGCUGCCGCUGCUGCUCUUCUUGCUGUGUGACCCAGGCUUGGAGCCCCUGCCCCUGGAAAGGGCAGCUCAUGGCAUCCUGACAGCAUUCCUACUUAUUCAGAUUCCCAUCUCCAUCUUUGCCCUGCGUAAGGCAACCAGGCACCUUGCCGGAAGGUUUCACCUGCUGGGAGACUUGGAUGGCCGAGCAUGAAAGCUUUGCCAGUUUGGGGCUUGAUGCUUCUUCAUCCUGCAGCCUUUUAGUUGCAGUGCAGCUAUCCGAUCUGGACUGUAAUUCAAACUUGGCCCUGGCAUUUCACUACACAGAGGCCCAAACAGCCCCACCAGGCCAAUAAAUAGUGACUGUCUGUGGCAUUUUACAGUAACCCCUCUGGCAUUUGCCAGAAUACACAGUUGUCAGUGCAGACCUGGCCCUACAUACCCCAGCUCGCAGAGCAACUGUUCUAUAACUUGAAUCAAUGCACAUAGCAACAGAACAUAUUGGCAGCAGUCAAUGUAAGUUAAACAGGAGGAAGCAAAUGGACAUUCACUAGACUCUUUAGGGCAGCAUUGCACCUCCUGCACCAAAUGGUGAUUGAAUGCAUCUUAUUUUUUUACAUGGGAUGUUUUUUUUCUGCUAGUGGCAUAUAGUGAGCUAAUUCUGCAUAGACUGUUACAUUGUAGCAGGGCAAAACCAUUUUACUCAAGUGCCUUAUCAGUUUUGCAAUGUUUUUGUAUAUAAUGAAGUAUUGUUAUGCAAUAUAAUUAUUUUGUUAUAUAUGUUUGAGAAUUAUACAAGUGGAGCAGUGACAGAAACAUUUAAGAUAUUUUACAUAAAACCUGUUAAUCAACAA
Molecule: messenger RNA, 1228 nt
Organism: Xenopus tropicalis (tropical clawed frog)
Lineage: Eukaryota; Metazoa; Chordata; Amphibia; Anura; Pipidae
Gene: tmem17l
Product: transmembrane protein 17 like
Cellular component (GO): ciliary membrane
Source: RefSeq, marked provisional